GAAAAAUAUUUAUUUACGUGAUAAAUUGUUUUCUAAGAUCCAAUUAUCCAAAUAUCUCCCAUUUAAAAUGUCUAAAUCUAACGUCGACUCUUUCGGGGCAUUUUUCUAUAUAUAUCUCAUUUUAGAUCUUCAUCUUCUGUAGUUGAACCAAAGCUACAUGAAGAAAGAAAAUGAUUGCAGCAAAAGCGAAGGUCUUUGUAUUGUGAUGGCAUCAAUUGCUGCAAGCCCAUCGAGUUGUUCUCUGAGAGUUAGCAUGGAUCAGAAAACGAAUGUAUACAUUUGGGACAUGGAUGAAACUCUAAUCUUACUCAAAUCUUUACUGAGUGGGGCAUAUGCUGGGUCUUUUAAUGGCGUUAAGGAUGUGGAUAAUGGGGUGAAGAUUGGAAAACUUUGGGAGAACCACAUUCUUCAAGUGUGCGACUUACAUUUCUUUUACAAUCAAAUUGAACAUUUCAACCAACCAUAUCUUGAUGUCUUCAAUGAAAAUGAUGACGGCCUGGACCUCUCUGAUUAUGACUUCCAUAAAGAUGGUUUUGGUCAUCCGCUCGAUGCUCUUAACAAACGUAAACUGGCAUACCGCCACCGUGUUAUUGCUGAGAAGUAUCGUAAGGGUUUGCGAAAUAUUCUCAAUGUUGAUGCCUUAAAAUUGUGGGAUAGUCUCUAUGAUUUGUCUGACACUUACACUGAGAAAUGGUUUUCUUCAGCUAGGACAUGCUUGGAGCAGUGCGCGGGUCUCAAAAGAGAUACAAAUGUGAGCUCAAACAAUGCUAGAGAUUACGAGUUUGAGCAUGUGAACAUUUUGGUUACAUCUGGGCCACUUAUACCAAGCUUGGUCAAAUGCUUAUUUUUUCGACUCGAUAACAUGAUAACUUGCAAUAACGUCUACAGCUCUCUCGAAGUGGGAAAGCUCCAGUGCUUCACGUGGAUUAAGGAGCGUUUCAAAGGGCCCCAUGUUCGGUUCUGUGUUAUUGGAGAUGGCUGGGAAGAAUGUGCGGCUGCUGAGUCCAUGAAAUGGCCUUUUGUCCAAAUAGAUCUGAAUCCGAGCAGUAUCCAUCGAUUUCCGGGUCUUACCCCUGUUGAUUUAGGGCACUAUUUUUCCAUCGUGUAUGAAGAGGACGAUGAUGAAAAAACGGGAUAUCGUGACAGUAAUAGUAUUGACUAAAAUUUUAAAAAAUUAUUUGUAUUGUUUUGUGAUUUUCAUGGAAAAGCAGAAUUUCAAAUCAGAAACUGCUACUGUACUUCCUUGAAAGUGUUUUAGAAUGAGUAAAUUUUGCUUGCAUUAUGUGUUUCUUGUAAGCCAUCAGGGUAUUUGGGAAACUCAUUCCACACAGUUCAUCUGUAUUAAUUGUUUUCUGCUCUGAGAUUUAUAUAACUGUAGAUUAUUGUUUGGUAACAGUUUAUUAUACAAA
Striga asiatica is the source of this 1409-nucleotide messenger RNA. NCBI's taxonomy places the organism in Eukaryota, Viridiplantae, Streptophyta, Magnoliopsida, Lamiales, Orobanchaceae. The record is from the annotation of a GenBank genome assembly.